Anopheles marshallii is the source of this 930-nucleotide messenger RNA. RefSeq lists its product as uncharacterized. Gene Ontology annotation, molecular function: phosphatase activity. The coding region runs from base 1 to 930 and encodes 309 amino acids. Gene Ontology annotation, cellular component: cytoplasm. Lineage: Eukaryota; Metazoa; Arthropoda; Insecta; Diptera; Culicidae. The record is from RefSeq and is a predicted model, not a curated record. The transcript has 2 exons.
AUGGCGGAACACAAGGAACGACACAUUUUACAUCUUCCAGCAAGGGAAGCUAAGCAAUUUAUAGAUUCCUUCGACACCGUUCUACUCGAUUGUGAUGGUGUUCUCUGGACCGUGUUCGAACAGAUAGAGGGUGCCGGUGCAGCGCUGCAGCUAUUUAGGGAACACGGCAAACGUGUCAAGUUCAUCACCAACAACAGUGUACGACCGUUUGCGAGCUACCAACAGCAAUUGCACGCACUGGGAGUUGAUGUGAUGGAAGCGGACAUUAUACACCCGGCACGCUCUAUCGUGCAAUAUCUAAAGUCGCAACAAUUCGAAGGCUUAAUCUACUGUCUCGGUACGGAGAACUUCAAAGCUACCUUGCGGCAGGCCGGAUUUCAGCUAAUCGAUGGCCCGGCACAACCGCUGCCGGAAUCGUUCCAUCAGAUUAUUGCCACCGUGCACGAUGGGGCACCGGUCAGGGCGGUCAUCGUGGACAUUGACUUUAACGCCAACUAUCCGAAGCUGAUGCGGGCCGAGAUGUAUCUAAAGCGUUCGGCGAAUUGUUUACUGAUAGCGGGUGCCUCCGACAGGACGAUUCACGUGCGGGAUGGCUGCGAAAUCAUUGGGCCGGGAUGCUUUGUGGAGAUAUUGGAGCAAGCUGUUGGCAGGCGAGCAGUUUUGCUCGGUAAGCCCGGUUACCAUCUGCGGGCUGGGGUUGUACAGGAGUACGGGUUGGAACAACCGGCACGGACAUUGCUGGUUGGUGAUAUGCUGGAGCAAGAUAUGGCGUUUGGAUCGUUGUGUGGAUUCCAGAAGUUGCUAGUCCUGUCCGGAGGUACAACAAAGGCACAGAUGCUGCAGGCAUGCAACACACUGCAGGAACCAGACUGUUACGCCGAUAGUUUGGCUGAUUUCGUCCGCUUGUUUGAGAGAAUAAACGAUUUAUAG